Messenger RNA from Fulvia fulva, 1314 nucleotides. RefSeq names its product Ornithine aminotransferase. The transcript is spliced from 3 exons. Gene Ontology annotation, molecular function: pyridoxal phosphate binding; identical protein binding; L-ornithine transaminase activity. The record is from RefSeq and is a predicted model, not a curated record. Gene Ontology annotation, cellular component: cytoplasm. The coding region runs from base 1 to 1314 and encodes 437 amino acids. Lineage: Eukaryota; Fungi; Ascomycota; Dothideomycetes; Mycosphaerellales; Mycosphaerellaceae.
AUGGGCUCAAUCUGCGAUCCCAUCGUUACAGCGAUGGAGAAUAAUCGUGCUGCGAGCAGUGCCAUCGCUCUUGCUGCCGAGACAGAUUGUUCUGCCCUCAAUUACCUUUCCCUUCCCAUCGUCUUCGCCCGAGCACAAGGUGCUGAUGUCUGGGAUCCCGAAGGCAAACACUAUCUCGACUUCCAUGCCGCGUCGACAGCCUUGAACCACGGUCACUGCCACCCGAAGUUGGUUGCCACGUUAAUCGAUCAAGCGCAACGACUUACCCUCACUUCUCGAGCAUUUCACAACGAUGUAUGGCCCGUGUUCGCAACAUAUGCUACAAAGAAGUUUGGCUAUCAAAGAAUAUUGCCCUCGAGCACAGGGGCGGAGGCAGCGGAGACGGCGAUUAAAGUGGCUCGGAAGUGGGCAUACAAGGUGAAGGGCGUGCCUCUUGAUCAGGCUAUCGUUCUUGGUGCUGCUGGGAACCAUCAUGGUCGAACGAUUGCUACUGUAUCCCUAGCAUCGGAUCAGAUGUCACGAGAAAACUAUGGCCCUCUGGUCCCAAACAUAAGCUGCUACAUCCCGGGCAGCACCCAGAUCAUCGAGUACAACGACAAGACUGCUUUAAGAAAAGCUUUCAAAGCAGCUGGCCCCUCUCUCGCUGCCUUUUUUGUUGAGCCUAUUCAAGGGGAUGCAGGAGUCAUCGUAGCAGACGACGAGUAUCUACAAGAGGCCCGUGCGCUUUGCGACGAACACAAUGCUCUUCUGGUCUGCGACGAGAUACAGACUGGCAUUGGAAGGACCGGGAGACUACUCGGUCACUACUGGAGUGGUAUACGACCGGAUAUGGUUUUGCUGGGCAAAACGAUGACUGGAGGUAUGUAUCCUGCGUCAUGCGUUCUGGCAGAUGACGAGAUUCUGCUCAGCGUUGAGCCUGGCACGCAUGGUUCUACAUAUGGUGGUAAUCCGCUGGGUGCUGCGAUUGCCAUGCGUGCCCUUCAGGUCUUAGAUGAAGACCACUUGGUCGAGCGUGCAGACCGUCUUGGAAAUGUUGUGCGAGCCGGGCUCCGAAAGAUCCAGGCACGAAAUCCCAUAAUACAAACAGUACGCGGCAGAGGACUCUUAAAUGCCUUCGUAAUUGACCAGACGAAGACGAAUGGCCACACUGGCAUCGAGUUGUGUGAGCUUAUGACGAGUAAAGGACUCUUGCUCAAGUCCAGUCGUACAGGUAUUAUACGGAUAUCACCGCCGCUGGUCGUCACCGACGAGCAGAUUGAGAGGGCUCUGGGGAUGAUCAGCGAGUGCAUCGACGAGCUACCACAUCUACCGUGA